Molecule: messenger RNA, 3321 nt
Organism: Closterium sp. Naga37s-1
Lineage: Eukaryota; Viridiplantae; Streptophyta; Zygnematophyceae; Desmidiales; Closteriaceae
Source: the annotation of a GenBank genome assembly
AUGAACCUGUACACGGAGGCGUCCGCAUUUGAAGGCGCCGCGAUAGUGGCUAUGAUUCAGCGGCACGACGAGGAGGUGGGAACGGAGCAGAAGAUCCUUCAGAUCACCAUGGAGGACGGAAUCACGCUCUCCGUGGAGCUAGAUCCCGCUGAGAAGCGCUUGAACGAGCUGGGCUACCGGCAGGAGCUCCACCGCUCUCUGCGUUUCCUCGGCCUCUACGCAGUGGGCGCCUUUACGCGGCCUCUACACGGCGUGUCUUUCAUGACUGCAGUGGGCGUGUCUUUCAUGACUGUAUUCGCCGGAUUCGUCCCCACCUACGCGUACGUCCCUUUCCCUCCCCUCCCCAUUCGCAUGCCCCAUGCAUGUAUGUUCGUACGUCCCCACCUACGCGUAUGUCCCUUUCCCUCCCCUCCCCACUCGCAUGAUCCUGCCCAGGGCUUCAUCAACGGCGGCCCAGCAGGGCUCAUCUGGUACUGGUGGAUCACCGCCCUCUUCGUACACCUUAUAGGCCUCUCCAUGGCCGAGAUAGCAUCCUCGUUCCCAACAGCUGGCUCGCUCUAUUUUUGGGCGGCAGCACUGGCAGGGCCGAAGUGGGGCCCACUGGCUUCAUUCAUCACGGGGUGGAUGGAGUUCCUGGGCCUGGCAGUGUGUGGCGCCAACGUCUCGUAUGGAGGCUCCGUUAUUCUGCAAGUGCUCAUCCUCAUCUCAACAGGCGGUGCUGAUGGGGGUGGGUACCUCCUCAGCAAGUACGCUGUUUUCGCCAUUGCGUGCGGCUUUGUGCUUAUCUGCUUCCUCAUCAACUGCUUAUCAGUGCGCACUGUAGCAACAGUCAUGGUCGUCUCUGCUGCCAUUCAGAUAGCAGCAGCAGUGGUGCUCAUCGUCAUGCUGCCUCUAGUGGCGCCCACCCAUGAGCCCGCAUCCUGGGUGUUUGGGGACUUUGGCAACAACAGAGACAUCACACUCACGCCCAGCAAUGCCUACUCCUUCCUCAUCACUCUCCUCGUCUCACAGUACUCCCUCUACGGCUACGACUGCGUGGCGCAUCUCGCAGAAGAGACAAAGAAGGCCGACCGGACGGCGCCGCUCGCAAUCAUGUCCUCUCUGACCACAGUGACCGUGCUGGCGUGGCUGCUCGUGGUGGUGCUGACGUGGAGCAUCCAGGAUCCAGCUCAUCUGUUCGUGGCGGAGAGUGUGACAGGUGGCAUGCAACCAGUGGUGCAGAUCAUGUGGGACGUGUUUUACACUCGUUACGGCUCUGGGUUGGGAGCGCAGGUCUUUACAGUCGUCAUCUGCAUCUCUUUCUUCGGAGCAACUCUUUCAUGCCAGCUGGGGGCAUCUCGUGUGGCAUAUGCCCUGGCUAGGGAUGGUGGCCUGCCCUUGUCCUCCCUCUGGCGACGAUUGGCACCCAACCGCGUUCCAAUAUGGGCACUCACGCUCUCCGUGCUCGUGGGGCUGCUCUUCCUACUGCCCGUGCUCGCCUCCUCCACGCUCUUCUUCGCCCUCGCAUCCAUCUCCACCAUUGCUUGGAUCUCCGCCUACUCCAUCCCCAUCCUCUUCCGCACCCUGCAAGAUGAGAGAAAUUUUCCGCCCGGCCCGUUUUAUCUGCCCAACUACAUCGGGUUCACAGCCGGGAAAAUGGUCCACGUGGUUGCUCUGCUCUGGGUGCUCUACACCCUCGUCGUAUUCAACCUCCCGACGAUGUUUCCUAUCACGGUGGAGAAUUUCAAUUGGGCACCGGUCGCCAUAGCUGUGUGGAUGAAGAUGUUUAUUGUGUGGUGGCUGCUGCAUGCUAGCUUUCCCCUUUUCCUUCUCCAAUCCCUUCCCACCAAUCAGCCCUCGUCUCCUGCAAUUCAUCAAGCAGCUCGACCCCACUGCAGUUCAAAACCGCAUGAAUUCGCGCUCGUCUCCCCGAGUUCAUCAAGCAGCUUGAUCACACUGCAGUCCAAACCGCAUCAUUCUUGUGUUGACUUAAAGCCCCUCUUCCUUCCCCUCUACCUCCCCGUUUAUUCUUCCUUCCCCCAUCAGCGCUCCGCUCGUCUCCCCGAGUUCAUCAAGCAGCUUGAUCGCACUGCAUCCCCUCACCCCGCUCCCGGCCUCCGUCUCCCCUCCUUCUCCCUUUCUUCCGCCUUCUCUUGCCCAUCAGCCCUCGUCUCCUCGACUUCGUCAAACAGCUCGACCCCCAUGCAGCCCUUAUUGCAAGACUUUGGAGCAGACUUAAAAGCCCCUUCACCUGCUCCCCCUGCCUCCUCCUCCCCUCCCUUCCUCCUCCCUUCUCUUGCCCCAUCAGCCCUCGUCUCCUCGACUUCAUCAAGCAGCUCGAACCCAACUCACCCUCGUCUUCUGGACUUCGUCAAGCAUCUCGACCCCAAAGCAGUCGAGGCCGCAUCAUCUCGAGCCUUCGCUGCUCUGGCGCCAUACCACAACCUUACCACGCCUGGAGGUUCGGAAUCAGGUUCGAGAGCACGUUUUGAAGCAGAUGUUGAAGCGAGUCUGAAGGCAGCAGUAAUGGAGCUGUCAACACUUAAGGGCGUUGGAGCAGCAACAGCAUCUGCAGUGCUGGCUGCGUUCGCCCCUGAAAUCGCUCCAUUUAUGUCGGAUGAGGCCAUGGUUGCGGCGUUGGGGGACUGCAAAGACUACUCGCUUCGCCGCUACCUCGUUUUUGGCAAGGCCAUGCGCGAAAAGGCAUCGGGAUUGAAUCGGCUCGAAGCAGAAGGGCAAGCAGAGCAGGACUGUGCCCGUUCCACGUCACAUGAAGAGGAGGCUUCACUCGUUAAGUUCACAGCUGCUGAUGUAGAGAAGGCACUGUGGCCUGGCGUCUGCCGGGCUUUUACGGUAAAAGCUACCUAUUAUGAUGAAGAUGACGAAGAUCUAUUUGAGUUAACUUUCCUUCAACGGUUGCAGCGGGCAUGGCGAAUCAUCUUUCCACCAAGAAACCGUCCUCCGAGCAAUGCAGAGAUUGCCAAAGAGCGGCUUCGGCUUGUUCUGUACACAGAUCGAGGGGAAGUAAGUCCUGAAGUGAGAAGGCGACUACGCCGCAAGAUCAUUGAUGCAAUUUCAGCAUACGUGGAGAUAGAAUCAGAAGAAGACGUGCAGCUGAGUGUGUCAGCUGACCCGGACAUUGGGACCGUGUAUUCCAUCACCAUUCCUGUGCGGAGAGUGAAGCCGGAGUAUCAAGAGUACUGGAGCGAGUCUGGAUUCAGGGAUCGGUUUUAUGAGGAGAUUCUGAGGGAACGUGGCCCCAACUCAGCACUCACAAAGCUGGAAAUAAUGAGGGAGCCUGUGUCAGAUGAUGAUAGCAGAGCAGGGUCCGCAGAUUCGUGA